AUGUCCCAUCUAACUCCCCAAACUUCUAGCCAGCACCAUCUGCACGCUCAACAGAACCCUCUUUCGCCAAACUCUUUGAAGCAUAUUCAGCCUGAGCCUAUAACGUUGGAAGAUCUUGAAAAGUCCAUAUCCAAUUCUAAUUCUAAUUCUAUCUCACUUACACCUUCAGAUUCUAGUUUACCAUAUGGUUCUAAGCAUCAGUACCCCACACUCCGAAAGAUAGUGCACUACUUAGAGAAGACUCAAAAGUACACAGGCUACUUAUUCACUACCUUUGUCGGGAUCCACAUACUGUCGGUGAUCAUAGCGCCGGGGUUGGGAGUUCCUCUAAGUGCAUCACAGGAUUUGUUUGAGAUGGGCAGAGCUAUAUACCAACAAAUUCCCGGCAUGGAAUUUAUACUUGUGACGGGUUGUUCCAUUGCACACAUUGCAAGCGGAGUUGGGAAGAGACUAAUUCAGAGCUACAUUCGUAAUCAACGUAGAGGUGGUGCUGUUCUCAAGCUGAAGCUUGGAAACAAUGAUAUGCCGAUCUUCGACGAUCUGGAGAGAGAUGACAUCGGGUUCGGCGGAAUCACUGGACUCAUUGGUCUUGGGUAUAGGAAGUCUUGGAUAUCAAGACUAACCCCCAAUUUGACGCCGUUGACCUUCUCGGGAUACGUACUAAUCCCAGUGUUAGCAUAUCAUUUCAUCAAGUUUAGGUGGUCACCUGUACAAGUUGAUGGAGACUCGAGCUUGAUCUCGUUACAGUAUAUUAGUCACAUUUUACACUUUGAUGAAGUGUUUCCAAAGUACCAGAAGUUGUUAAAUUUCGCCGGCAUUGUCUUGUUGGUUUGGGUGGGUCUGUACCAUAUGAUUGGCGGGCUCUGGAAGAUUAGGCGAAGAUACAGCGCCAGAGAUAAGAAGUUGGGCUAUGUCAUAAUCAAUGGGCUCACGUUGUUGAGUGUGAUCAGUUUGUUAAGAUUCAGGAGGAUGUCGUUAGACACUGGGUUCAUGGCAAAGCUGUUCACAAAGUAUAUCAAGCACUUCCUCUGGUAA
Messenger RNA from Dujonia railenensis, 1035 nucleotides. NCBI's taxonomy places the organism in Eukaryota, Fungi, Ascomycota, Pichiomycetes, Serinales, Debaryomycetaceae. The record is from the annotation of a GenBank genome assembly.